AUGUACCCGUUUGCGGAUCGCGGAUGGGUAAUGGAUAAAUUAUAUUCGUCAUGGUAUCCGUGUAGCGAACCCGCUAUACCUUGUGUGAACGGACAUAUAACAUGUUCCUCCUGCUGCUCCAAGGUUAAGAGCAAAUGUCCGUUUUGUUGCAUGCCGAUUGGUAUGAGCCGUUGCCGAGGUCUUGAGAAGCUCAUCGGUUCAAUCUUUAUAUCAUGCAAAUAUGCUAAGAAUGGUUGUGAAUUGAGAACCCCUUACAGUAACAAGAACGGGCAUGAGCAACUGUGUUCUUAUGUCACUUGCUUUUGCCCUCAACCGUCAUGUUCCAUUACUUGUUCUCCCAAGAGUUUGUAUCUCCACUUUGUCAGCGCUCACGCUCAAUCCACCACCCUUUUUACCUAUAAUACCACCUUCCCUGUUUCUAUAGAAAUGAACCAGAAGCAAAUGUUCCUUCAAGAACAAGAUAAAGGUGUUGUAUUUGUCCUCAUCAAUCAUGAAGUUCAACAUGGACGAGCUUUCUAUCUUGUCUGCAUUGGCCUAAGUAUAUUGAAAACUAAGUUUGUAUAUCAACUCACUGCUGAAGCCACGGAUACAACUCUUUCAUUGAAUUCUGUACCAGCUGUAUACACAAGCUUGUCCAAAGAUACCCCCAUAAAGAAUUACCUAACAAUACCAUCCGAGUUUGCGGGUAGCGAUGGGCUCCUUUCCUUAUCUCUCUCCAUAAAUAAAGUAUCCGAGCUUGACGUGGAGGUCAUUCAGCCUUGGGACUAUGAUCCGGAUGCUGACAAAGUUCUGAAGGUGGUGCUUACUGAUCCUGACAUAUUUGAUUGCUCAAUUUGUCUUACCCCAUUAUUCACCCCCAUCUUCCAGUGUGAGAACGGCCAUCUAGCAUGCUCCUUGUGUUGUUCCAUGCUGAAGAGUAAAUGUUCCUCUUGCUGUUUCAUUGAACCAAUCAGUAAAAUAUCAUGCAGAAAUGCUAAGAAUGGUUGCAAAAAGGCUUUGCGUUACAGUAAGAAGAGUAAACAUGAACAAAAAUGUCCCCAUGCCACAUGCUAUUGCCCUUACCCAUCAUGUCCCUUUGCUGGUUGUUACGAGAACCUGUACCUCCACUUUGGCAUCCGACAUGCCGCUUUUAUCACCCGCUUUACCUACAAUACCACCUUCUCUAUAUGUGUAGACAUAAAUCAGAAGCACAUAUAUCUUCAAGAACAAAAGGGAACUGCCAUCUUCAUUCUCACUCAUGAAGUUCGAGAAGAUGGAUUAUAUUUUUAUAUUGAUUGUGUUGGCACAAGUGCAAUGAAAAAUAAAUAUGUAUAUCAGCUGGAGGCCAAUAGCAUGGAGCCAUGUUGCUCAUUGAAAUCUGUACCAGAGGUGCAUUCAAAGUGGUCCGAACAUUCUCAUAGAGAGAUUUACCUAAAAGUUCCAUUUGAGCUUGUGGGUUACAAUGGGAUUCUGUCCCUAUCUAUCUGCAUAACAGAAGGAUUUGAAGUGGAAGAAUGGAUCUUUUUUCGAGAUGAUUGAUAGCUAUUUUGGGAACACAAGUCUGUAAUGACCUAAUUCGAUUUGUUCCAAGGGGACAAAUAGUAAUUUUGGGUUCAUUUACUACAUUCUCGCAGACGAUUUGGUGGAUAAAGAAGGGAACAUAUUUAACUUGAAUAUUAAACGUUGGAAGCAUAUGCAAACCAUCAAGAGCAGAACGCUACAUUUAUUUUGUCAAAUGUUCUUUCUUUUGUAUUCUCCUUAUCAGAUAUUUUAACAGGGACGAAUUUAGAUCUCUCUGAAGAUGUAUAUGAAAGUGGUUUCACAUAUGUGCUAAAGUUAUGGUUUUGAAUGGUUCUUUUAGUUGAUUAUU
Molecule: messenger RNA, 1849 nt
Organism: Erigeron canadensis
Lineage: Eukaryota; Viridiplantae; Streptophyta; Magnoliopsida; Asterales; Asteraceae
Product: E3 ubiquitin-protein ligase SINA-like 2
Exons: 5
Coding region: 1-1518 (505 amino acids)
Molecular function (GO): zinc ion binding
Source: RefSeq, a predicted model, not a curated record